AUGGACUCGUACCUGGCACACGCCCCGGCGUUCCUGGUGCCGCCCGUGCAAUUGCCCAAGUACGAGGAGUUCCCCCUCGCACGCAAAUACGACAGAGCAAAGUUCCGCACAAGCGCGCGCCACCAGCAGUACUACCAGUACUACGACAAGCUCAACACAGACGGCCUUCUGUUCGAGCCGUACUCGGACUCGGCCACGGCCAGAUACUACAAAGAGCACCGCAUAUACUCGGCACAGGUGGACCGGCAGAAAUUGACCUCAGACAGCCCCGACGAGCCGGCCACAGAGCGCCCCUUGGAGACAAGCAACCUCGUGACGUUCCCCGACCUGCUCGCCGGCGACGGCGUCCCCCACCUUAUCCACCACUCGCUUGUGCGCAUGGGACACCGGAUCUGUCUUUUUGGCGGGCUCGAGCUCAUGCCGGACGCGCAGUACGAAGCGUACCUGCGCGAGCUCACCGACGACUUCUCCAUCCCGGCAGCCAACAUCCACAUGCACUUCGACUAUGAGCUGCCUCCCCCACUUAGCAAGGCCAAGCUCACGUCGCUCCCUCUGCGGCCCAACAAAAACGUGUACACGUACAACUCGGAGACAAGCACGCUGCUCAAGACGUGCGAGCUCGACGGUGUCAAGACGCCGCCGCCGUUGCUGUGUUCUGGCCUGCAGCAGAUCAGCGCGUACCAUUUCAUGCUCCACGCAGGCUUCGAAUUGCACACCCACGUAGAGAAGCGCGACGGCCACGUCCACAUCACCAGGACGCUCGACCCGCAGACGGCCAUGUGGAUGUUCGAUGUCCGCACACAGCUCUUCACACAGCUCGAGGCCAUCCUCAGCUCGUCCAUCUCCACCUAUCUGCCCCACUACAUCCCGCGAUUCGGCCACAAAAUCCAAGGUAUCACCAUCGAGCAGAACAAUACACCGGACGACGACGACAGCCUCCACUCUGGCCCCUCCCACGACCACACUAUUGGCUCGUGCUCGCGGUACUCGCGUCCCGCCGUCGUCUUUGUCAUGGGCGGCUACAAACUCGAAGAGCACACAAACCGUUUUGUAGCACUCAACGACCUGUGGAAGUGUGAGCUCUCGGCCAGCAACACGACGGACCCUUCUGCGCGGGGGUUUCAGCUCGAGUUCUCCACGGAAAUGAUCUGCUCGCUUGUGGGGAACCCGGACAUCCUCAACGACCGAUUCAGUUUCAGCUACAACGCAAAAGGAGAGCCGUUAGGCCAGGAAAAACGGCAGGUCAUCCAGGGCCUGUUCCGCCACGGAAUAGACGUCCAAUGGCCCAAGCCGCGCGGGUUCUUUAGCAUGGACGUUGUGCAGACGACCGAUCUUGAGCAGAUGGUGGAGAGCGAGUUGGCGGAGCAGCACCCACGCAUCAGCCAGCCCAAGCCGAAAAAUUGCCGCUAUUUCACCGGGUUGCAACACGGUACACGGUCGCCGUCGCCCACGCCGUCGCUGCAGGCGCAACUGCGCGCGUCGUCGCCCUUGUCAGCAACAGAAAGAGCCAACAUGCGCCAAUAUUUCCAGUACGAGGGCCGAAUGAGGAGCAGGACCCCAUCCUCCACGGAGGAGACGCCGCGGUCGUCGCCGGGCGCUGCGGCGGCGCAGUUUUCGUCGCUCGCAGUGCGCUCGAGCUCGCUCGUGGUGUUUGGCGGCUCCAGCAUUGUCCACAUAAAAGUGGUGGCCGACGACGGCUCGGAACACGUGUACUCGAAAGUGGAGGUGUUGAGCGACAUGUGGUGGUUCGAUCUCAACACGGAAACCUGGACGAGCGUACUAACGGUUAAAAAAUCCGAUAACAGGCCGCUCAAACUGUGUGGCCACGCAUCGGCUAGCGACGGGCAACAACUCAUGGUGAUCGGCGGGUUGCGCGGGUACCAGCUCGACGACAAGCUGCUGGCCACCCAAUACAGCGGAGACGCCGCAAAGGAGUACCUGGACAUUGCCGAGAAGGCGUUUGACGCGAUCAGCGAGAAAGUGGGGCCCGGAAUCAACCGCGACGUGUACGAUUUCUUUGUGCUCAACUUUGCCACGCGACAGUGGAAACACGCAGAAACACGGCUGUACAACGCCAAGAAGAACCUCAUGUCGGGGCAUUUCCUCAUCAACGUCCACGUACAGGCAUUACAGUUCGACUCAAAGGUGGUGAUGUGUGGGGGUGGAGACGCGCGUGUCGUCGAUAGCAACCAUCUGCUGCUACCGGACGAGCAGCAGGACCACUCGUUGGGUGGGGCUUUCGAAAUCUUAUCGUCGCUCAUGAAAUUUUAA
Messenger RNA from Ogataea angusta, 2271 nucleotides. RefSeq lists its product as uncharacterized. Gene Ontology annotation, cellular component: cell cortex of cell tip. The transcript has a single exon. NCBI's taxonomy places the organism in Eukaryota, Fungi, Ascomycota, Pichiomycetes, Pichiales, Pichiaceae. The record is from RefSeq and is a predicted model, not a curated record. Gene Ontology annotation, molecular function: protein binding. Bases 1 to 2271 code for a protein of 756 amino acids.